Molecule: messenger RNA, 15478 nt
Organism: Xyrichtys novacula (pearly razorfish)
Lineage: Eukaryota; Metazoa; Chordata; Actinopteri; Labriformes; Labridae
Source: the annotation of a GenBank genome assembly
GAAAUGAUCCUGACGCUGUUGGUAUCAGAGGUUUGAGGAACAGUUUCACUUCUUAAACUUUUCAAGUUUUAACGACGAGAGACGAUAAAUUUAUUUUUACCAACCAAACAUUAAUUUAAAAAACAAAAGAAUCAGAGAAAAGAGCUUAAAAAUCAAACAAAAGAAAGAAAAGAGAGAAGAGCCUGAGAACAACACUGAUGGAUGGAUGGAUGGACUGACACCUGAUGGGAUGAUAGACAGAUGGGUGGAUGGAUUGAUGGAUCGAUCGAUAAAUGAUUGGUGGAAGAAUGGAUUUGGUAUGAUUGAUAGUUUAAUGAUGGAUGGAUGAUUGCAUUAAUACAAUCCUCGUUUUUCCUUCAUGUGUGAGAAACAGGAGGCACUGAUCACCCCUCAUACACACUCGAACACCUCCACGAGUCUCCGUCUCACACACACACACACACACACACACACACACACACACACACACACACACACACCGUGCAGCAGCAGCAGCAGCAGCAGAUCGUCAGGAAGCAGCUCUGCGUUUUUUUUCCGGGCUGCACGGAUCUCUAACCGGGACCAACGGAACCAGAACCGGACCGCUGUUUCCCGGGUCAGCAGCAGGCAGGUGUGUCCGGUGUUCUGGCUCCGGUACCGGCUCCGGUUCUGCCGCAGGAGGAGGGAAGAAACGUGACGGGAAUCAAGGCGGAUCGAUGGUCUGAGGUGAGACCGGACCGAUCUGUUCUCAGAACGCACGGCGGCGCGCGUGCACGUAUACGUGUCUGUGUGCGCGUGCGUUCGUUUUAUGUGCGUGUGAACAAUGUGCACGUGCUGCGCGUGUGUGUGUGUGUGUGUGUGUUCUGCGGACCCUCUGACUCAUUGUUCAGCUGAAUCUGCAUCAGACAAUCAAACCGAGCCGGAACGUUCCCGGAUCAUUCAGGCUGCAGCGUGUGCGUGAGUGUGUGCGCGCGUGUGUAUGUGUGUGUGUGAGAGAGAGAAACCUGCUGUCCUGGUGGUCUGUCUGUAUCUGCGCUCUGAUUGGUCGGAGGUUAAUUGGCAGAGGUGUGUGUGAUGUUCAGGUCGUUGUGUCACGUGGCUGCAGAUGAUCAUGAUGAAGAAAAUGUGUUUCUGUGAGGGUCACUGCAGGUCAAACGAGGUGGUUAACGUGUGUGUGCGCGUGUGUGUGUGCGCGUGCACGCAGGUGGAUCAGGAUGAUGAUGAACUCGUCAGAGAAGAUGAAGAAGAAACCGCCGAAGGACAGUCUGACUCUGCUGCCAUGUUUCUACUUUGUGGAGGUGAGAAUCAGCCGCAGAAGGUCACAUGACCCGCCCCCCCGCUCUCCCUCACACACUUGACUGUGAACUCGUCUGCUGACCGUGAGCGAAGGUUCAAGUUUAAGGUCACAGAGAGCGAUGAAAACCUGAGACACCUGAACGCCACACAGAGCAGCAUCACCUUCAUCAACGUCACUGACCUUUAUCUACAGACAAGACAGAUCUAUAAUCCAGAUUCAGGUGAAAGAGCAGGUGUUUGAUGGAGAGCAACACAAGAAUAGAUGUUUCAUAAGUAGAUGUUCAAACCAAAAGAAUAACAAACCCGCUGAAGUGAGGUCUGUGUGUGCCAAACACGUCGACAGUGAAACUGAGACUCACCACAAACAGCCGAGAAGGCACUCCUCCUCUUCCUCUUCCUCUUCCUCUUCCUCCUCCUCUUCCUCCAUCGUUUGUGAUGAACCGAGAAACGAGUGAGUUCAUGUAGAAAUCCAGAUCUGAAGGGCGGAGAGGUUUACAAUGAGGGUCUGAGGAAGUCGGCGUCAUCAGAAAGAAAAACGUCGUAAACAGAAGUCAGCUGAUGGGUUCAUAGAUUAUUAAAAUACUUAAAGGGAUAUUCUGGAGUAAAAUUAAUUAAUUUAGGGUCAAACUCACAGUAACACCGAGUUAGACCCCCCCUCCAGAGAUGAAUGUUGUCGACCGCUUGCUUCUCUAGUUAUACCAACUUUAGUAACGACCGCAGGAUAGAAAUACAGAGAGACACGCCCUCAACCAAAACGCCACUCUAUAGCCACAAAUAAUGCUCAGAACAGCACCUAACUUCAUCAACAGGACAUAUAGGGUCACAGACAUAGUACUAGACACCAAACAUCUUUUUAACUUUGACUCAUUUCUUUAGCAAAGAGACUAAACACAACUCACCUACUCUCUUCCAGCAGCCGCUUGUUUGUAGUGAGACCUCAAGACAGUCCAUUACAGACUACAGCGGGGGUGCCGCAGCUCAAGGAAGAACAUUUAUGAUCAUUUCUUCAUGGAAAUGCAAACAUAGUUCUUGUCUAUAACUGUUAGUAUCGAGUGCUGGCUGUAAAAUAAGCGUAGAUGAACAUUUUUAAUGUUACGCAUUUGCAGGGGAAACUCAAGUAAACAAACGAGAGAUUUUACGUGAAGUCAAAGGCGAUUGUUUAUCUCAUGAAGAGGAGAAGGAGGACACAAUGGUCGAUAUAUGUGAUUACUCAGACUCUUUUCACAGAUUUCCGCUUAGAUACAGCCGAACUUUAGAGAACGGUUGGCUGUUUUGAACAUAGAUGUCAACACACCAACUGAGACGCUGAGGGAGAAGAACGACCGCAUCUGUAAAAUGAUCAAUAUGGUGAUUAUUACUUAAAGGAAAUGAUAAAGAAAUGAUCAUAAAUGUUCUUCCUUGAGCUGCGGCACCCCGCUGUAGUCCGUAAUAGACUGGCCUGAGGUCUCUCUACAAACAAGCGUCCGCUGGAAGAGAGUAGGUGAGUUGUGUUUAGUCUCUUUGCUAAAGAAAUGAGUCAAAGUUGGAUACGAUGGGGUCCGAGGAAGGCGUCAUCUGAAAGAAAGAUUUCGUUAACAGAAGUCAGCUGAUUGGUUUAGAGAUUAUUAAAAUACUUAAAUCUGACAGUGUGUGUGUGUGUGUGUGUGUGUGUGUGUGUGUGUGUGUGUGUGUGUGUGUGUGUGUGUGUGUGUGUGUGUGUGUGAGUCCUUGUGUGUGAGACUGUUGUUCACAUGAAACAGAAGCAGCAGAUGGAGACUAUUUUUACUCCUCUGAUCAGAAUCAGUUUGUUCGGUUGGUUGAAGAUCCUGUCCGACAGAAAAUAUUAGAUUAAGAACGAAAAAAUAAAACGAGAAUAAAAUCACGUUGAAAUAAAAAAAAAAUCACAUGAUUAGGAAGUAAAACUCACACAGCUCUUCUCCUCCUUCUUCUUCUUCUUCUGUGGUGUGUGUGUGUGCAGCUGCCCAUCGUGGCUUCUUCUAUGGUGUCUCUGUACUUCCUGGAGCUGACCGACGUGGUGCAGCCGGCUCAGGUGGGUUUCCGCUGCCACGACAGAGACCUCAGCAUGCCGUACGUGGACGGAGGAGACGAGCUGAUCCCCCUGCUGAUGCUGUUGAGCCUGGCCUUCGCCGGACCAGCUGCCUCGGUGACUCACACUCACACACUGUAACACACACAGACACACACGCUGCAUCAUAAGUUAGACCCUGAUAGGCAGAUGAUUCUCUUCUGCAUGAUCAUGGAAAUAAUGGAGGGUUUCUUCACGAUACUGACUAAAGGAAGCUGAAAUAGAAGUGGUCCGAGCCGUGAACCUUGAGGAACUCCAUGACUAACCUCAGUAUACGAAGAAGACUCCAAACGAAGAUCGAGCCCGUCAUAGUAGGGCUGGGCGAUAAAACGAUAACGAUAUAUAUCGAAAAUUAAUUUCCCUCAAUAUCAAUAUCAAACAUGAUCAAUAUGCUUUUCGAUAGUCGUCAUUCUGCCAUGUUUUGGUCGACUAUAUGAAUAGCCAAUUAAAAGAGGAGUUGCUCCAGGUCCACUUUGCUCUGAACCAAUCAUGUGUGUCGUAGCAGACAGCAGCUCCACCCAACCAUAGCACUUUAACAGGUGAAGCCGACAGCACUGUUGGUGAGAAACAAAGAAAAUGAGUGCUACCCCCGACAGAAAUGACCAUGAAGGCUCAACAGAUGACCACAUCAAUGUCAACCACAACACUGGCGUUAGGAAAACGUCGGUGGUGUGGAGGUAUUUUGGUUUUUGGAGGUCGGACAUGAAGCAGAGUAAUGUGGACCGUAAAUUAUGUCGAGUACAUGUUCUCACAAACAGACGACCAUUCAGUCGGCUUUCUCUAGAGCGACGCCUUACGACAAAACGCCAAAGAGACACAGAGACCUCACAGAUGCAGGAGAUUAUUGUGUUGGAAAAGACAUGAGACCAAUAAACACUUUUACAUUUUUAUAUCCUGAUAUUGAUCCAUAUCAGCUGAUAGGAAAACAAAUAUAUCCUGAUAAACUUCUUCUCAUAUUGUCCAGACCUACGUUAUUGUGUUCAAAGUUCCUGUAAGAACAGCUGGUGGUUCUUGAUUCUGUAACAGGAUGAUCGUGUUAAUCCGAUCAAAUGUUAGGUGUUAAGGUAGGAAGGGGCGGGGCUUAAACGAACAGGUGUUCUAUGAUUGAAACCAGCAACAGUUUAAACAGAAUCAGCUGGACCUGGUUGUGUUUCUUUUGUGUGUCUCUCUCAGACUGAUUGUGUGUUUGUUUUGUGUGUCUCUCAGACUGAUUGUGUGUUUGUUUUGUGUGUCUCUCUUAGACUGAUUGUGUAUUUGUUUUGUGUCUCUCUCAGACUGAUUGUGUGUUUGUUUUGUGUCUCUCUCAGACUGAUUGUGUGUUUGUUUUGUGUGUCUCUCUCAGACUGAUUGUGUGUUUGUUGAGUGUCUCUCUCAGACUGAUUGUGUGUUUGUUUUGUGUGUCUCUCUCAGACUGAUUGUGUGUUUGUUUUGUGCGUCUCUCUCAGACUGAUUGUGUGUUUGUUUUGUGCGUCUCUCAGACUGAUUGUGUGUUUGUUUUGUGCGUCUCUCUCAGACUGAUUGUGCGUUUAUUUUGUGUGUGUCUCUCAGACUGAUUGUGUGUUUGUUUUGUGUCUCUCAGACUGAUUGUGUGUUUGUUUUGUGUGCGUCUCUCAGACUGAUUGUGUGUUUGUUUUGUGAGUCUCUCUCAGACUGAUUGUGUGUUUGUUUUGUGUGUCUCUCUCAGACUGAUUGUGUGUUUGUUGAGUGUCUCUCUCAGACUGAUUGUGUGUUUGUUUUGUGCGUCUCUCAGACUGAUUGUGUGUUUGUUUUGUGUCUCUCUCAGACUGAUUGUGUGUUUGUUGAGUGUCUCUCUCAGACUGAUUGUGUGUUUGUUUUGUGCGUCUCUCUCAGACUGAUUGUGUGUUUGUUUUGUGUCUCUCUCAGACUGAUUGUGUGUUUGUUGAGUGUCUCUCUCAGACUGAUUGUGUAUUUGUUUUGUGUCUCUCUCAGACUGAUUGUGUGUUUGUUUUGUGUGUCUCUCUCAGACUGAUUGUGUGUUUGUUUUGUGCGUCUCUCAGACUGAUUGUGUGUUUGUUGAGUGUCUCUCUUAGACUGAUUGUGUGUUUGUUUUGUGCGUCUCUCAGACUGAUUGUGUGUUUGUUUUGUGUGUCUCUCUCAGACUGAUUGUGUGUUUGUUUUGUGCGUCUCUCUCAGACUGAUUGUGUGUUUGUUUUGUGUCUCUCUCAGACUGAUUGUGUGUUUGUUUUGUGUGUCUCUCUCAGACUGAUUGUGUGUUUGUUUUGUGUGUCUCUCUCAGACUGAUUGUGUGUUUUUUUUGUGUGUCUCUCUCAGACUGAUUGUGUGUUUGUUUUGUGUGUCUCUCUCAGACUGAUUGUGUGUUUUUUUUGUGUGUCUCUCUCAGACUGAUUGUGUGUUUGUUUUGUGCGUCUCUCAGACUGAUUGUGUGUUUGUUGUGUGUCUCUCUCAGACUGAUUGUGUGUUUGUUUUGUGUGUCUCUCUCAGACUGAUUGUGUGUUUGUUGAGUGUCUCUCUUAGACUGAUUGUGUGUUUGUUGUGUGUCUCUCUCAGACUGAUUGUGUGUUUGUUUUGUGUGUCUCUCUCAGACUGAUUGUGUGUUUGUUGAGUGUCUCUCUUAGACUGAUUGUGUGUUUGUUUUGUGUGUCUCUCUCAGACUGAUUGUGUGUUUGUUUUGUGUGUCUCUCUCAGACUGAUUGUGUGUUUGUUGUGUGUCUCUCUCAGACUGAUUGUGUGUUUGUUUUGUGUGUCUCUCUCAGACUGAUUGUGUGUUUGUUUUGUGUCUCUCUCAGACUGAUUGUGUGUUUGUUUUGUGUGUCUCUCAGACUGAUUGUGUGUUUGUUUUGUGUGUCUCUCAGACUGAUUGUGUGUUUGUUUUGUGUGUCUCUCUCAGACUGAUUGUGUGUUUGUUUUGUGUGUCUCUCAGACUGAUUGUGUGUUUGUUGAGUGUCUCUCUUAGACUGAUUGUGUGUUUGUUGAGUGUCUCUCUUAGACUGAUUGUGUGUUUGUUUUGUGUGUAUCUCUCAGACUGAUUGUGUGUUUGUUUUGUGUGUCUCUCAGACUGAUUGUGUGUUUGUUUUGUGUCUCUCAGACUGAUUGUGUGUUUGUUGAGUGUCUCUCUUAGACUGAUUGUGUGUUUGUUGAGUGUCUCUCUUAGACUGAUUGUGUGUUUGUUUUGUGUGUAUCUCUCAGACUGAUUGUGUGUUUGUUUUGUGUGUCUCUCUCAGACUGAUUGUGUAUUUGUUUUGUGUAUCUCUCAGACUGAUUGUGUAUUUGUUUUGUGCGUCUCUCUCAGACUGAUUGUGUGUUUGUUUUGUGCGUCUCUCUCAGACUGAUUGUGUGUUUGUUUUGUGCGUCUCUCUCAGACUGAUUGUGUGUUUGUUUUGUGUCUCUCUCAGACUGAUUGUGUGUUUGUUUUGUGCGUCUCUCUCAGACUGAUUGUGUGUUUGUUUUGUGUGUCUCUCUCAGACUGAUUGUGUGUUUUUUUUUGUGUGUCUCUCUUAGACUGAUUGUGUAUUUGUUUUGUGUAUCUCUCAGACUGAUUGUGUGUUUGUUGAGUGUCUCUCUCAGACUGAUUGUGUGUUUGUUUUGUGCGUCUCUCUCAGACUGAUUGUGUGUUUGUUGAGCGUCUCUCUCAGACUGAUUGUGUGUUUGUUUUGUGUGUCUCUCUCAGACUGAUUGUGUGUUUGUUUUGUGUGUCUCUCUCAGACUGAUUGUGUGUUUGUUUUGUGUGUCUCUCAGACUGAUUGUGUGUUUGUUUUGUGUGUCUCUCAGACUGAUUGUGUGUUUGUUUUGUGCGUCUCUCAGACUGAUUGUGUGUUUGUUUUGUGUGUCUCUCAGACUGAUUGUGUGUUUGUUGAGUGUCUCUCUCAAACUGAUUGUGUGUUUGUUUUGUGCGUCUCUCUUAGACUGAUUGUGUGUUUGUUUUGUGUGUCUCUCUCAGACUGAUUGUGUGUUUGUUUUGUGUGUCUCUCUCAGACUGAUUGUGUGUUUGUUUUGUGUGUCUCUCUCAGACUGAUUGUGUGUUUGUUAAGUGUCUCUCUUAGACUGAUUGUGUGUUUGUUUUGUGUGUCUCUCUCAGACUGAUUGUGUGUUUGUUGAGUGUCUCUCAGACUGAUUGUGUGUUUGUUUUGUGCGUCUCUCUCAGACUGAUUGUGUGUUUGUUUUGUGUGUCUCUCUCAGACUGAUUGUGUGUUUGUUUUGUGUGUCUCUCUCAGACUGAUUGUGUGUUUGUUUUGUGUGUCUCUCUCAGACUGAUUGUGUGUUUGUUUUGUGUGUCUCUCUCAGACUGAUUGUGUAUUUGUUUUGUGUGUCUCUCAGACUGAUUGUGUGUUUGUUUUGUGUGUCUCUCUCAGACUGAUUGUGUAUUUGUUUUGUGUGUCUCUCAGACUGAUUGUGUGUUUGUUUUGUGUGUCUCUCAGACUGAUUGUGUGUUUGUUUUGUGUGUCUCUCUCAGACUGAUUGUGUGUUUGUUUUGUGUGUCUCUCUCAGACUGAUUGUGUGUUUGUUUUGUGUGUCUCUCUCAGACUGAUUGUGUGUUUGUUUUGUGUGUCUCUCUCAGACUGAUUGUGUAUUUGUUUUGUGUGUCUCUCAGACUGAUUGUGUGUUUGUUUUGUGUGUCUCUCUCAGACUGAUUGUGUAUUUGUUUUGUGUGUCUCUCAGACUGAUUGUGUGUUUGUUUUGUGUGUCUCUCAGACUGAUUGUGUGUUUGUUUUGUGUGUCUCUCUCAGACUGAUUGUGUGUUUGUUUUGUGCGUCUCUCUUAGACUGAUUGUGUGUUUGUUUUGUGUGUCUCUCUCAGACUGAUUGUGUGUUUGUUGAGUGUCUCUCUCAGACUGAUUGUGUGUUUGUUUUUUGUGCGUCUCUCUCAGACUGAUUGUGUGUUUGUUUUGUGUGUCUCUCUCAGACUGAUUGUGUGUUUGUUUUGUGCGUCUCUCAGACUGAUUGUGUGUUUGUUGAGUGUCUCUCUUAGACUGAUUGUGUGUUUGUUGAGUGUCUCUCUCAGACUGAUUGUGUGUUUGUUGUGUGUCUCUCUCAGACUGAUUGUGUGUUUGUUUUGUGCGUCUCUCUCAGACUGAUUGUGUGUUUGUUUUGUGCGUCUCUCUCAGACUGAUUGUGUGUUUGUUGAGUGUCUCUCUUAGACUGAUUGUGUGUUUGUUUUGUGCGUCUCUCUCAGACUGAUUGUGUGUUUGUUUUGUGCGUCAGAUCAUGCUGGUUGAAGGUCUGGUCUACUGUCUUCAGUCCAGACUGAAGCUCCGCAGAGCCGAGGGGAGCAUCAACGCCGGCGGCUGCAACUUCAACUCCUUCCUCAGGAGGACGGUGCGCUUCGUAGGUACGACUCUGACUGUGACACCCGCUGCACCAAACAUUCCUGUAACAACACCUGUGACAGGUUCAGGAGCAGGUUAACUUAUCUGUUCCUGCAGGUGGAUUUGUUAUUCAAUUUGACUUUUAAUGUCAAAAUAAACAAAACAAGUAGAAUUUUAAAAAACUAUGAAAACAUGAUCAUAAGUAUUCCAGGCUCCAUCAGUCACGACUCAAGUGGAAUCAAAUGAAACAAUUUUAUAAGAAACAUAGAUCAAUAAUUCCUCCACCUUCACCUGUAACAUCCACAAUAUUACCUGUCUGUGUCUCACCUGUCCGUCUCUCACCUGCCUGUCUCUCACCUGUCUGUCUCUCACCUGUUGCUCUCUCACCUGCCUGUCUCUCACCUGUCCGUCUCUCACCUGUUGCUCUCUCACCUGUCUGUCUCUCACCUGUCCGUCUCUCACCUGUCUGUCUCUCACCUGUCUUUCUCUCACCUGUUGCUCUCUCACCUGUCCGUCUCUCACCUGUAUCACCCUCACCUCUCAGGUGUGCACGUGUUCGGCCUCUGUGCAACAGCUCUGGUCACUGACAUCAUCCAGCUGUCGACAGGUUACCACGCCCCUUUUUUCCUCACCGUCUGUAAACCCAACUACACGCUGGUGGGUGUGUCAUGUGACCAAAAUGCUUACAUCACUAAAGACAUCUGCUCAGGUCACGACCAGCACGCCAUCAUGGCUGCCAGGUGAGUUUUCUUCUUCUUCUUCUUCUUCUUCUUCUUCUUCUUGUCGUUUUUCAGGUGAACUCUGGAUCUGAGUUUGUUUCUGCUUUCUUCUUAACAGGAAGACUUUCCCUUCCCAGCAUGCAACUCUGUCCGCCUUCGCCGCUGUUUACGUGUCUGUAAGUUUGACUCCUGACGUUUGUUUGCAGACAUGUUUACACGGGCGCGGCGUUGAUCAGCUGUGUCUUUGCCGUGUUUCAGAUGUACUUCAACUCCACCAUCUCCGACAGCACCAAGCUGCUCAAACCCGUGCUCGUGUUUGCGUUUGCGAUCGCGGCGGCGUUGACGGGUCUGACUCAGAUCACGCAGCACCGCAGUCACCCCAUCGACGUCUACGUGGGCUUCCUGAUCGGCGCCUUCAUCGCUGCGUACCUGGUGAGAAACUCGAUGUAUUUAGACAGUUUUUCAGUUACAAGGUCAGUGUGUGUGUGUGUGCGUGUGUGUGUGUGUGUGCGUGUGUGUGUGUGUGUGUGUGUGUGUGGAUAACGAGGCUGCAGAAACUUUGCUUUUAGAUGAUUAAACCAACCCCUCUGUUGUCAUGGACAUCUCUUUGUAACCGUUUCUAUGGCAACUGCAUCACCAUGAAACAGAAGGUGUAGAGAGUCAGCAGACAGAGGAAACAUGAUUCAACACACUUCAGCACCACCCACACAUUUAACACACACACACACACACACACAGCAUGCACACCAAACACCACACUGAGCGACAACGACGACAAAAACAGUUUUCGAUAAAUUAUCCUCUGAUACAAAACUGUGAUUUACUCCUGACUGACUGAACCGACAUGACCUCCAGAGAGUUCAAGGUCAGAGGUCGUCAUCAGGAGUCUCGGCUUCACAAACACGACGCUUUAAAGUCAUGGUUGACGAUUGUAGAGAUUGUUAAUUAUCAUGAACUUCGUUUCUAUGGCGAUCAUGGUCCUAUAGUUUGAUCUCCACAAAGUGAAGAGAAAAAAGAACGAAGAAAUCUGUUCACCCUAUCAGGUGCAGGACUGCUAAAACAUCGACCAAUGGGAGCCAUCCGUCCCGGACAGCUCCUAUUGGUGAAUCUCCUGCUCCGCCUCUCCAUCCAAUCACCUCGCUGUAUUCGACACACCCCUCUCCCGUAGUUCCGACUCGUCCCCUCCCACUCUCACGGCCCUCCUCGGAGCUCUGAGCGGCUAAAAGUAGCGUAGCAGCUUAGCUACAGGAGCUGUGGUGGAGAAGGACGCAAAAAAAAAAAACGAUUCCGAUCGUCAACCACGACUUUAAUGAUCACAGCGCCAUAAUCUGUCAGGUCACAUGACUCUUUUGAGAUUUUGUUUUUCUUCUUCAGGCUUUUCACGCAGUCGCCAACUUCAAGUCCUCAGAUGACAUCAUCGUUGCCCCGCCUCCCCCGCCCCCCAAGGAGGACCCUCUGCGGGCUCUGACGGAGCGAGGUCAUGACUCGGUCUACAACAAAGGUCCCGCCUCCGCCUCAGAGAGUAACGACGAGAUAGCUGCCGCUCCAGCCCCCCUGGACCGGCUUGAGGGUCUGGGGCCUCUGGGGCCCCUGCAAAGGGAGAAGGACUCCAUGGGGAGCCUGAAGAGGGCGAGUGUGGAUGUGGAGCUGCUGGCCCCCCGGAGCCCCAUGGGGAAGGAGACCAUGCUGACCUUCAGCAACACACUGCCCAGAGCCAGCAUGAAUGCCAACGGGGUCCUAGGGGCCAAUCCAGGGUCCGAAGUGCAAGCAGUGCAGCCUGUGCAGCCAGUGCAGCCGGUGCAACCGGUGCAGCGGCGCCUGAAGGCGGUGCAGGUUCCGGUGGACCCGAUGAGGUCUCAGCAGCUGGUGUCAGAGUGGAAGCAGAAGUCGAUGGAGAUGAGGGGCCUGAGCGUCCGCGAUGAGGCAGAGCGGGAGGCCAGCGAGGACGGCUCUGAGGUCGGCUCUGUGGGGACAGACGAGGGGGGGUCCCAGGGCCACGUCUACCAGCACCCGGUGCAGUCUGGGAGGGCACCCUCAAGUCGGAACCCCACCCCACCUCCAGGGGGCCCUAAAGCUGUUGCUACUCCCAGACCGCCACAGAUCCCUGAAGCCGGACCUCCACCAGUGUCCCCAAAGAGCGCCCUGACCCGGGCCAAGUGGCUCGCCAUCCGAGAGAAGACCACCGGGGACGGGUCAGCCAGAAGUGCUGCCAACCAGCCGCGGCUCAUGCAGGUCAUCGCCAUGUCGAAGCAGCAGGGGCUCCUCCCCUCAUCCUCCUCGGGGGAGAAAUCCUCGGAGACCACCUCCACCUGCUCCGGCACCUCCUCCACCACCGACUCCCCUCACUAUCGCCCCCCCUCAGAGCCACAGAGGGAGGGGCCGGGCAUCAUCACGGUGGAUGCCCAUGCCCCGCACCAUCCUGUUGUCCAGGCUCCACCCCCUCCUCAAGCCCCUCCCUUUGCAGGUAAUGGUAACCCAUGGGAGUGGGCCGGGGCGCCUAACGGUGGUGACCCACGUGACACGUAUGACCUCAACAGCAUGACCCGGGGAGACUCCGCCGCCCGCGGCAGCAGCUUUCGGCCCCAGCGAUCCGCCUCACCUCGUGCAACCAUCGACCCUGACUUGGCUCCGCCCCCCUCUCACUCCCAGGUGGAGAUGUCGGCGGACGCUCAGCGCAGGGAGAUGGCCAUGAGGCGCAAGACGGCUCUGGUUCUGCUGGAUCGGGAGAUCCGAAACCAGAGCGAGCAGGAGAACUAUUACAAGAGUCUGCAGGGACGCAGGUACAAAGAUUAGUCUCUUACCUUUCAAAAUAAAAGCCUUAUUCUCAAACUGCUCAUUUACAGCACAGAACUGGACAGCAGAGAGGAAGUGUGAAUGUGCGUCCUUUGGUUUCAUGUGAUGGACGGUCAGAGUUCCCAUCCUGGAGGUCAGAUCAGCGGUUCAACACGGGGACGGUUUCUGCUCAAACAAACAUUUACAAACAAGCACAGAGUCGUCGUCAUCGUAGGGACGUUAGCACGUUAACAAUAAUAAUAUUAGCAGAAAACGAGCAAAUUUAACUAACCUUAGAAUCUGCCCCGCCCUUUACUCAAAUAGGAGUUGUACACCUGAGGGUUUGAUUGACAAGCCGCCACCAUGGCAACCUGUCAACUAGAAAACAACCAGGCGUAUCGGCUGUCCUGUCUUAUACGGUCACUUCAGAUGGCCUGAUGCACCAAUAGACUGUAUGUUUUAUUUUGAAGGGCUCAUUACAGUAAAAACAUGAACCUUUAACCCGGACCUGAAGAUCCAAUGAGGAAUCAGACGUCGGACUAAAGUGACAGCCCAAGAUAUGCAGGUCUGCGCUAGUUUGAUGUUAUUCAAGGUAAAAACAGAAAAAGCCCCAAAAAACGAGGGCUAACGCUGCGUUCCAGUCACCUCAGGAGUCAGAUGUCGUAACUGGGAAUGACGUUAGACCUGAGUUGACGGCGUUCCGGUUAACAAGUUGGAAAACCAAGAUGGAUGCCAACAGUUACCCGUCGUUAGCUGUUGCCAGCGGUUGUGAGUUGUUGUUAGCUGUACCAGUUGUAAACAAUCCAAAACACAGUAUUUUACUCUUACUGUACAACAUAAGCCGCUUAUUUAAUUUCAUAAAAACAAAGUAGAAGUGAUAAUAAAUAAAACAUUACAGGAGCUUUCACUGUUACUCUACUGUUGAUGCUCUGCCAUCUUGAAUUAUGACAGGGGUUGGUGAUGAUUGUCCAACUUUGCAAGUCAGAUAUCCGACUUCAGGGGGGCAUUCCGGACGAAUUUCCGACUAGCAGCUCGGAAAUUCGACUUCUGAGUACAGCUGGAACGCAGCGUUAGACUCGAAGGGUUGAUACUGCCCACUGAGAAAACCGCUAAAGCCAUAAAAACACAUAAAAACACUUAAAUGCAUUCAGCAGACUCUGCACAUGCUCAGACCUUCGAUAUUUACCGCUGCUAUCGCUGCCUGUGUCUCCUGCUGCCCCGAUCACCGUACCGACCGUGUUAGAAUCCCGUCGGUCCUGACCCCUGACCCCUGAGGACGUUAUCGUCAUUACCUGAAAUAUCUCCAACAGACUGAAUAAUAGUGCGUUCGAGUAACCUCGGGAGUCAGAAGUCGGCAAUGAAAAUGGCGUCACACCCGAGUUCUAGCGUUUCAGUUACCGAGUCGGAAAAAAGAAAAAUCGGAGGUGGAAGAUGGCUAAAUCUACGAAAGUUAUUUUAGCGCUUGUCUUGUCCGAAAAUAAGCGAAGACAAGGCAAGCGCUAAAGUAACUUCCGAAGAUGUCGCCAUCUUGUUUCCGCCUCAGAUUUUGCUUUUUUUUCCGACUCUUUAACUGAAACGCUGGAACUCGGGUGUGACGUCAUCUUCAGCUCGGACUUCUGACUUCCGAGGAAACUCGAACGCAGCAUAAUUAUUCAAUCACAACGAUGCAGUAAACACACAAACGCCGUGUGAGUAUGUAUGUGUGUCAGUAAUAUAAACUCCUCCCCCUGACCUCCAUCUUGAAAAGCGUUGACAGUGUGGAGCCAACAACAGGACUGUUUCCAUGGCAACCCCUUGUGUUGAUCAUACGACAGACUGAGCUGAGGUCAGAGGUCACAGAGACGAUUUUACAGACUCACUCUGAAAGCACAAACACAACGAGCCUGAAGCCUGCAGUGAAGCUCCGCCCCCUCCGUAUCCUGCCUCGGGCCACUACCCCUCCGAUGAUGGGGCGUGGUCUCUGUGUUAAAGAGGCUUGUUGGCAGCCAUGUUGGAGCUGUCACUGGUUGUAAAUUUACGAGCGGAUGUUGUUGCCUUCUGUUGUGAUGGUUCGGUUGCUAUAGUGAUUCUCAGCAUGUUUGUUGUUAUUGAGCUGCGCUCUGAUUGGCUGAGGCUGUUGGUCUGUGUGUGUGAGUGUGUGUGUGAGUGUGUGAGUGAAGUUUGGACCAUCAUGAGAUUAGAUAUUUACAUAGAUGUUCAGAAUGUAAAGAUGCUCUCUCUGAUUUUAUUUCAAAGCUGCAGAAACUCACUGAGUCUAAAACAUUUUCACACCAAAAACACGUUUUUUUAUUCGUCAUAAAACUCUUAAACUUUGAGGGAAAUUGAAUUUUAUGAAAUAUUACUGGAGUGAAGCCUGUGAGCUAGUCCAGGCAGGCCACUCAAGCUGCACUGAUUUUACACACGAACAUAUCCUCCUAAUUUGGUGCUCGAUACGUGCAGUUUUGGAGGUUUUACGAUAUUUGGUGCCUUCAAACGGGGUCGUGUUUUUCAUGUCCAUGAAUACCUCCCUAUUUACAUAUUUACAAUAUAAGUGACGUGUCUAAUAAGGUAGCUAACCCUAACCUUAUGCUGUGUUCAAGUUACUUCGGAAGUCAGAAGUCGGAACUGGAAAUAGCGUCACACCUGAGUUCCAAGUUGGAAAAAAGCAAAAUCGGAGGCGGAAACAAGAUGGCGACAUCUACGGAAGUUAUUUUAAGCUCCGACAUCUGACUUCUGUGUAACUCAAACGUCGCAUUAGCAAGAGCACAGCUACAUAGUUUCUUAAAGGUGCAGUCCGUAGAAUGAGGAUUUUCAGAGACUCAAAGGGGUUAGAUCCAAGAACGGAUACGGUGGCCCUUGAGGACCAAAAAAGGUUGAUGCGAUAAAAUGGCGUCAUCCACACAGACACAAGAAAUUUAGCUGUUUUGAGUUAUGAGACGGGGAUGUUUUUGGUUAUUUUAUCUUUAAUUAUAGUUAAUAACUCAGAUGUUGAGUUUUUUUUUAUUGUUUUGGUAACACAAGCCGACAUUUGCAAAUUAACGUUCAACAAAAACAACAGAGUAUUCAGGCCACACGACAAAAAUACAAUUUUUAAGUCAUGAGUAUAAAUGAAUAACCCUUAGGACCUGCUGCUUCGAUAAUAUUAAAGACUUUCUGUCAGAGUUCAGGGUUAAACGAAACGGGGAAGGACUUAAAUGCAGAACGAAGGAUUUAUUUAAAAAGAACUAAAUGAAAGAACGACAAAAACUUACUUCAAAAUGUCAGAGUGAAAAAUCCCAAAGGCAAAAUCCAACAAAAAAGCACAAGGAGACGAGGAUUCACACAUCGACUAAGACCGACACACACACUGACCAACAAACACACACAGGGACUAUAUAUACACAC